Molecule: messenger RNA, 804 nt
Organism: Penicillium odoratum
Lineage: Eukaryota; Fungi; Ascomycota; Eurotiomycetes; Eurotiales; Aspergillaceae
Product: GPI anchored serine-threonine rich family protein
Exons: 2
Coding region: 1-804 (267 amino acids)
Source: RefSeq, a predicted model, not a curated record
AUGCGUUACUCAUUCACUAUCACCGCCCUGAGCCUCCUCUCAUCGGCUUUCGCAAUCACCAUCACCACUCCAUCAUCAGGCACGGUGUGGGAUUUCUCCACUGCCAAAACCAUCAAAUUCACUAGCGUUUCUAGUGAUCCUUCGGUGAUCAGUAUCAUCCUUCGAACUCAAGAUGGCUCCUACCAGAUCAAAUUGGCGGAUAACGUCAAAACCUCCGACGGCGAAUACACGACCCAGCCUGACCCUAGCGUUUCCAACGGAGAUGACUAUGAGAUCGAGAUAAUCGAUUCUGCUGGCGAACUCGCCGUCAGUGACAUUUUCACUGUCGAAAAGGGCGCUUCGGAUGACGGUACCACCACCCUGACCACCUCUUCUUCCACCUCUUCUUCCACCUCUUCUUCCACCUCUUCUUCCACCUCUUCUUCCACCCCCACUACCACCGCCUCCCCCAAUUCUUCUUCUUCUUCUUCGUCUUAUUCUUCUUCUUCCACGACCAGUGUGACCACUUCUACCUUGGUCACCUCCACCCUUAUAUCCUCAGCGUCUGCAACGCCCACGUCUUUGACUAGUUCUUUGACUUCCUCAGGCAUGAUACAACUCCAGACACAAUUACAAGACGAUUUUACUAAUACACUUAUCUAUAUCACAGACUCGACCACCUCUUCCUCUUCCACCUCUUCCUCAACGACCACGUCUUCCACUUCUUCCGCCAGUUCAUCUUCUGGUGCUGCGUCGUCUCAGUUGAGCGCUCCUAAGGGUGCCAUGGCUCUACUCGGUGCUGCUUUCGCGCUCUUUUACGUCUAG